Molecule: messenger RNA, 606 nt
Organism: Myzus persicae (green peach aphid)
Lineage: Eukaryota; Metazoa; Arthropoda; Insecta; Hemiptera; Aphididae
Exons: 2
Coding region: 1-606 (201 amino acids)
Molecular function (GO): DNA binding
Source: RefSeq, a predicted model, not a curated record
AUGUUGCUGAUGGUUGAAAUGCCAAGCAAGGAAGUUGUGAAGCGAUGGGUGAAUAUUCGAGAUGCGUUUAUUAAAUCAACGAAAAGAGAAAAAUCACUAAAUAAAUCUGGUGCUGGUGCUUCAGUAAUAAAAAAAUAUGUCUACGCAGAACAGCUGAAAUUGUUAUCAAAAGUAUUUUGUCCACGGUCAACUGAAGAUAGUUUAUCUAUCAACUCGGGUAAUGAAGAUACUGAACCAACUGUUUCAGAAAAUGACAACAGAAACGAAAGUGGACAAUUUAAAAUACCACCUAGAAAACAACUCGGAUCUCGUAAAAGAAAGAUGGAUGAGGUUGACAUGAGAAUGUUAAAGGCGUUGGAAGAACCAGAAGAUCGUCAUUUUUCUUUUUUUAAAGGCAUUGUUCCAACUUUGCAUACAUUCACAGAAGAUGAAACGGUAAAUUUCCAGAUGGGUGUACUACAAUUAUUGACCAAUAUUAAGCAGAGACGAUUUCAAACACAAAACCCAUACAUGGAUUUCAAUACUAAUCUUAAUUAUAAUCGCUGUAUUCCUACUCAAAAAUAUAUGCAAAAUUAUGAUCUGCAUCUGCCCAUAAAUCAAACAUGA